AAUAACUUGAAAGGUACGGGUAAUUACUCUUAUCGUUUUCAUCUUCUUCUCUCUUUCUCUUUCUCCUUCAUCUUCUUCGAUCUUCUCCUCCUGAUCCUUCAUGUCUGAUGAGCACAAGGAACUCUACGACCAAGGCCGAUCAACCAUGUACUCAUCGUCUUAUGAUUCGCAAGCUUUUGAUCCUUCUUACAUGAGCUUCACUGAGUGUCUGCAAAUGGGAGCCAUGGACUACAAUUCAUUUGCUUCUUCUUUUGCUCUGUCUCCUUCCACAAUAUUAACUUCGUCCGCUGAUCAAACUCAAAAGCCAUCGGAAGAUGCAGACUGCGGCGGGGGUAGCCGAGGGGGCGAAACUCCGGUACUGACCCAGAACUCAUCUCUCUCUUCCUCUUCUGAUCAUGGGGCUGAAGAAGAUUCAGGCAAGAACACUGUGGACGAUCAUAGCCAAGCCAAAGGAGAAGAGGAAGCAGAAAGAUCAAAGAAAGGGAAGAAAGGAAAGAAGAAAGGAGAGAAGAAGGAGAAGGAACCAAGGUUUGCUUUCAUGACCAAGAGUGAGGUUGAUCAGCUUGAAGAUGGAUACCGUUGGAGAAAAUAUGGCCAGAAAGCUGUCAAAAAUAGCCCUUACCCAAGGAGUUACUACAGGUGCACGACACAGAAAUGCACGGUGAAGAAACGAGUGGAAAGGUCGUUUGAGGAUCCAACGACAGUGAUAACAACGUACGAAGGUCAGCACAAUCAUCCUGUCCCCACUUCUUUGAGAGGCAAUUAUAAUUCUGCUGCUGCUAUGUUCACACCCUCGUUAUCGUCUUCUUCCUCGUCCUCUUCCUCCGUUCUCUCUCCUCUGACCAUGAUGAUCCCAUCCAUGGCUUCACCUCAAGACUUGCUUCUUCUCCACAGCACUCAUGGAGGCUCCUCCAAUAUAAAUAAUAACAGUUCUCUUUAUUACUCACACAACUAUGCUAAUCCUAAUUCUAUUCAGUAUCAUCAUCAUCAGCUUCCAUCUUCACUUCCUGAUCACCAUGACGAUGGCCUCCUCCAAGACCUGAUCCCUUCUUCUAUGUUCUUUAAACAAGAACCAAGACAUGAUUGAGUGGUCUCUCUCUGAUCUCUCUCCCUUGUUGUAUAUAAUAUAGAAUCUAUGAUCAUGGUUAAACUACUAGAGGUUCCAUAUUGUAGCUGUAGGUAUGGUUUUUUAGAGAAAUAUAUAUCAUUAUCUGACUUGGCUGAUCAAAACCCACUUGAAUGCUUUAUUUGGAGGUGGCCGGGUUAGCUUGAUAAUGAUCAGAAUUAUCAUGAGACGAAGCUAUCUAGCUACCUAGAAAGAGACCUAUAUCUAAUAUUGUAUGCAAAUGAUUGAUGAGUCCAUUAUUUGGGAUUUGCAUCUUUCUAUGAAGAUAGUGUAAUGUCACUUCCCUGAUUUAUGUUCAAACAUAAUACGCAAAUAUUUCCUGUUGGGUUCAAUUUCCGUGGGUGACUUUCUUUCAUCAUUAAGAAUUUGACACUAUUUGGGUUUAAUUUAGAAUUUAAAUAAAAUUUUUAAUUUUUCUCGUAGCCCUAGAUUUUUUUAUUUUCUGGAAAAU
Molecule: messenger RNA, 1577 nt
Organism: Prosopis cineraria
Lineage: Eukaryota; Viridiplantae; Streptophyta; Magnoliopsida; Fabales; Fabaceae
Product: WRKY transcription factor 28-like
Exons: 3
Coding region: 101-1087 (328 amino acids)
Biological process (GO): regulation of DNA-templated transcription
Molecular function (GO): DNA-binding transcription factor activity; sequence-specific DNA binding
Source: RefSeq, a predicted model, not a curated record